Messenger RNA from Rhododendron vialii, 6199 nucleotides. RefSeq names its product nuclear pore complex protein NUP205. The record is from RefSeq and is a predicted model, not a curated record. The coding region runs from base 203 to 5875 and encodes 1890 amino acids. The transcript is spliced from 45 exons. Lineage: Eukaryota; Viridiplantae; Streptophyta; Magnoliopsida; Ericales; Ericaceae. Gene Ontology annotation, cellular component: nuclear pore.
AAAUCCUCCAAAAAACCCCCACAGACGCCCGCACCGAACCCUACUCUCUCUCUCUCUCUCUCUCUCUCUCUUAAAACACUUCUCAAUUAGGGUAUUUCCCGCCUUCAUUCACACACUGCCCCGUGCCUUCUGAGCGAACAAGUCGAAAUCUGGAGGUUGAUUCUAGGGUUUCAGACACCAGAAGCGGUAAUACGCAAGCACAAUGGUGUCUCCGAAGCAACUCCUCUCCACAAUCGAGUCCUCCCUCCUCGGCCCAACCCCUCCGACGCCUUCUCAAAGGAUCGAGCUCAUGCACUCCAUUCGCCUCUCUCUCCCCUCCCUCCAGUCCCUCCUAUUUUAUCCGCCUCCAAAACCAUCUGACCGAGCUGAAGUCCAGUCGAGAGAAGUCAGGCUUCCGGAUUCUUCCCCGAUUUCACUUGAUGAUCAAGAUGUCCAAAUUGCUCUGAAAUUAAGUGAUGAUCUCAACCUUAAUGAAAUAGACUGCGCGCGUUUGCUUGUCUCUGCCAAUCAAGAGUGGGGCUUAUUGGGACGAGAUCCAGUAGAAAUUUUGCGCCUUGCAGCAGGGCUUUGGUAUACAGAGAGAAGAGACCUCAUAACAGCACUUUACACACUAUUAAGGGCUGUUGUGCUUGACCAGGGACUUGAAGUUGAUCUUGUGGCUGACAUUCAGAAAUAUCUGGAAGAUCUUAUUAGUUCUGGGCUUCGACAAAGAUUAAUUUCUCUCAUAAAGGAACUGAAUCGAGAAGAACCAGCUGGUUUGGGCGGGCCUCACUCAGAGCGCUAUGUUCUUGAUUCAAGAGGUGCUCUUGUGGAGCGUCAAGCAGUUGUUUGUAGGGAAAGGCUGAUUCUUGGCCAUUGCCUUGUACUUUCUAUUUUGGUCGUGCGGGCAAGCCCAAAAGAUGUGAAGGACAUUUUCUCCACUUUGAAAGAUAGCUCUGCUGAACUUAAUGGUAGCAAUGACACCCUAAAGCAUCAGAUUGCAUAUAGCCUUCUCUUUUCUCUUGUUAUCGCCGUCAUAUCUGAUGCAUUGAGCACAGCACCUGAUAAAAUGUCUGUCUUAUCUCGCGAUGCAUCUUUUAGGCGUGAAUUUCAGGAAACAGUAAUUGCUUCGGGAAGUGAUCUAAUCGCUGAGGGCUUUGUAGAUUGUGUACGACUUGCAUGGGCUACACAUUUGAUGUUAAUACUAGAUGGAAAUGAUACAAGGGAGAAUGUACCAAGUGCUUCACCUAGUGACAUUGGAUAUAUUUCCUCUUGCUUGGAAAUAAUUUUCUCAAACAAUGUGUUCCAGUUUUUCUUGGUUAAGAUUCUUCAAACUGCCGCUUAUCAGAAUGAUGAUGAGGAUAUGACCUAUAUGUACAAUGCGUAUCUGCACAAGCUUAUUACAUGCUUUCUUUCUCAUCCACAUGCUAGAGAAAAGGUUAAAGAAACAAAAGAAAAGGCCAUGACUGCACUUAGCCCCUACCGCAUUGCUGGGUCACUUGAUUAUAUGCAUGACAGUAGUGCGCAUUCUCAACAAGCUACUGAAACAGCCCCUCAACCCUUUGUGUCUCUUUUGGAGUUUGUGAGUGAAAUUUAUCAGAAGGAACCAGAGCUGCUGUCUGGCAAUGAUGUCUUGUGGACAUUUGUGAACUUCGCUGGAGAGGACCAUACUAACUUUCAAACUCUAGUGGCCUUCUUGAAAAUGCUGAGUACCUUGGCUUCUAGUCAAGAGGGAGCUUCAAAGGUUUUCGAAUUACUUCAGGGUAAAACAUUUCGCUCUAUUGGGUGGAGUACUCUGUUUGAUUGUUUAUCAAUCUAUGAAGAGAAGUUCAAACAGUCCCUUCAAAGUCCUGGGGCAAUGUUACCGGAAUUUCAGGAGGGGGAUGCAAAAACACUUGUUGCAUAUUUGAAUGUUCUGCAGAAGGUAGUGGAAAAUGGGAAUCCCACUGAAACAAAGAACUGGUUUCCUGAAAUUGAGCCAUUGUUCAAGCUCCUCGGUUAUGAAAAUGUGCCUCCUUAUUUGAAGGGUGCUUUGCGUAAUGCUAUAGCUACUUUCGUUCGAGUUUCUCCGACAUUAAAGGAUACUAUUUGGAGAUACCUUGAGCAAUAUGAUCUUCCAGUUGUUGUGGGGCCUCAUCCCGGGAGCAGCACACCAUCCAUGACAGCACAGGUGUAUGAUAUGAGGUUCGAGUUAAAUGAAAUAGAAGCAAGAAGAGAACAAUACCCUUCAACAAUAUCUUUCCUCAACUUGUUAAAUGUGCUUAUUUCCGAAGAAAAGGAUGUCAGUGAUAGAGGGCGUAGAUUCAUUGGAAUUUUUAGGUUCAUAUAUGAUCAUGUGUUUGGUCCCUUCCCCCAAAGAGCCUAUGCAGACCCUUGUGAGAAAUGGCAGUUAGUUAUUGCUUGUCUCCAGCAUUUUCGAAUGAUACUAAGCUUGUAUGACGUUGUGGAUGAGGAUGUUGACAAUAUUAUUGACCAAUCACAACCCUCAGCAGUGGCCGAAUCUGCUUCAUUUCAAAUGCAGCUGCCUAUCAUAGAGUUAUUGAAAGAUUUUAUGAGUGGGAAAAUUGUCUUCCGAAAUGUCAUGGGUAUUCUUUUGCCGGGUGUUAAUUCCAUCAUUUCUGAACGCACUAAUCAAAUUUAUGGUCAACUACUAGAAAAAGCUGUAAUGCUUUCUUUGGAGAUCAUAAUCUUGGUCUUGGAGAAGGACCUAACAGUAUCUGAUUUCUGGCGCCCUCUCUACCAGCCUUUGGAUGUCAUCCUCUCCCAAGAUCAUAAUCAAAUUGUGGCUCUGUUGGAGUAUGUCAGAUAUGAUUCUCACCCCCAUAUUCAGCAAUGCUCUAUCAAAAUUAUGAGCAUCCUAAGUUCUCGUAUGGUUGGGCUUGCACAGUUGCUGUUAAAAUCAAAUGCUGCAAGCUCUUUGAUCGAGGAUUAUGCUGCCUGCCUGGAGCUGCGAUCAGAAGAAAGCCAGAUUAUAGAGAACAGUAGUGAGGAUCCCGGCGUUCUCAUAUUGCAGCUUCUUAUUGACAAUAUUAAUCGCCCAGCUCCAAAUAUUGCACAUUUACUGCUCAAGUUUGAUCUUGACACACCUGUAGAAAGGACAGUGCUACAGCCUAAGUUUCAUUACAGUUGCUUGAAGGUUAUGCUCGAUAUUCUUGAAAAGCUUUCAAAGCCUGAUAUCAAUGCCUUGCUACAUGAAUUUGGUUUUCAGCUUCUUUUUGAGUUAUGCUCGGAUCCACUGACAGGUGGCCCUACCAUGGAUCUUUUAAGUAAUAAAAAGUACCAAUGCUUUGUAAAGCACCUGGAGACAAUUGGAGUUGCUCCGCUUCCAAAAAGAAAUAGCACUCAAGCGCUUCGCAUCAGCUCCCUCCAUCAGAGAGCAUGGCUGUUGAAGCUUUUGUCUAUCGAGUUACACACCGCUGAUAUGGCUAAUUCCAGCCAUCGGGAAGCAUGCCAAAGUAUUCUUGCUCAUCUUUUUGGGCAGGAUGUCGUCGAAUAUGGCACAGAUUCUAAUAUACCUCAAUCGUUUCUCCUUCAGAAUAGUGCUGAUAUUGUGGGAACCGGAACAAUCAGUAAGAGUAAGGUGCUGGAAAUGCUUGAAGUUGUUCAGUUCAGGUCUCCUGAUACCAGUAUGAAGUAUUCUCAGGCUGUUUCUAAUAUGAAAUACGGGUUCCUGGCUGAGGAUAUACUCAGGAAUCCAGCAACUUCUGGAAAGGGAGGUAUUUAUUACUUUUCAGAGCGGGGUGAUCGUUUGGUUGAUCUUGCUGCAUUCCGCGAUAAGCUUUGGCAGAAAUGCAACGCCAUUAAUCCCCAACUGAGCUCUUUUGGCAGUGAAGUUGAGCUCAAUGAGGUAAGUGAUACUAUUCAGCAGUUAUUACGAUGGGGAUGGAAGUAUAAUAAGAACCUUGAAGAACAAGCUGCCCAGCUUCAUAUGUUAACUGGCUGGUCUCAGAUUGUUGAGGUCUCCGCAUCCAGAAGAAUAUCAUCUCUUGAAAAUCGAUCCGAAAUUUUAUUUCAGUUGCUUGAUGCCUCUUUGUGUGCUUCUGCUUCUCCAGACUGUUCACUGAAGAUGGCGAUAAUACUGACACAGGUUGCUCUUACAUGCAUGGCCAAGCUGCGUGAUGAAAGAUUUCUAUGCCCUGGAAGUUUAAAUGCUGACACUGUAACAUGUCUUGAUAUAAUCAUGGCUAAACAAUUGUCAAAUGGAGCUUGUAACUCUAUCCUGUUCAAGCUCAUCAUGGCAAUCCUUAGAAAUGAAUCAUCGGAAGCAUUGAGAAGACGCCAAUAUGCCUUGCUUCUUAGCUACUUCCAGUACUGUAGACAUAUGCUUGAUCCGGAUGUUCCGAUGUCGGUUCUGCAGUUCUUGUUGCUUGAUGAGCAAAACGCUGAGGAUUUGGACCUCCAGAAGAUUGACAAAGAGCAGGCAGAAUUAGCUCGGGCCAAUUUUUCAAUUGUUAAGAAAGAUGCUCAAGCAAUCCUAGAUUUGGUUAUGAAGGAUGCUACUCAAGGCAGUGAAUCUGGAAAGACAAUAUCACUCUAUGUCCUGGAUGCAAUGAUUUGUAUUGAUUAUGAGAAGUUUUUCUUAAGCCAACUUCAAAGUAGAGGUUUCCUUAGGUCUUGCUUUAUGAGCAUCAGCAAUCUUUCUUAUCAGGAUGGUGGGCGUUCAUUGGAUUCUUUGCAGCGAGUUUGUACUCUGGAGGCAGAACUCUCUCUAUUGUUGAGAAUAUGUUACAGAUAUGGAAAAUCAGGGGCCCAGGUUCUAUUUUCUAUGGGUGCUUUGGAACAUAUCGCAUCAUGCAGGGCAGUCAAUAUGCAGAUUAAGGGAAGUCUAAGGCGGGUUGAUGCUAAGUUUGGAAGAGAUUUAUCUGUGGAUGUUGAUAAACGACGAAUGAUCAUUGCUCCAAUUUUGAGAUUAGUUUGUUCUCUCACUUCAUUGAUUGAUGCAUCAGAUUUCUUUGAGGUGAAGAAUAAAAUUGUUCGUGAAGUGAUGGAUUUUGUCAAACGCCAUCAAUUUAUCUUUGAUCAAGUUCUUCGGGAAGAUGUUUCUGAAGCUGAUGAAUUGAUGACGGAGCAGUUAAAUCUUGUUGUUGGUAUACUUAGCAAGGUCUGGCCAUAUGAUGAGAGUGGCGAGUAUGGUUUUGUUCAAGGGCUCUUUGGGAUGAUGUGUGCUCUUUUCUCACGUGAUUCAGAAUCCCUUUCUUUUAACAAAUCCGUACCAGCUUUAGAGAAUCAGCGGAAGUCAGAGUUGAACACUUUUGGUCUUUGUGUUAGCCUAAGCUCUUAUCUCUAUUCUCUGGUCACAAAGCACACAGUAAGACUACAGGUUUCAGAUAGUCUCACAGAUUAUCGUGCAUCUGCUGGACAGCAGCAGCCCACACUGACUCUACUUGGUUCUUUUCUUAGUUCUGUGACAACUGUUCUCGAAAGAGCUGCUGAGGAAAAAUCUUUACUGCUUAACAAGAUUCAAGACAUAAAUGACCUAUCAAGACAGGAGGUGGAUGAUAUUAUCAGUAUGUGCAUCCGACAAGAUCAUGUUGCUUCAUCAGACAAUAUACAGAGAAGGAGAUAUAUCGCAAUGGUGGAAAUGUGCCGGAUCGCCGGAAACAGGGAUCAGCUUAUCAAUUUACUACUUGUGCUUGCAGAGAAUGUGGCGAACAUUAUCCUUGUCCAUUUUCAGGAUGGUUCUUAUCUACCCAACCCAGUUGCAGCAAUGAAGACGAUAACGUACAGUUCCAAGCCUGACACUGGGGAGGAUAUGCCUUCGCUAUGUGAAAAGUUAAUUCCAACUUUAGAAAGACUAGAAUCGCUAAGUGAGGACAAAACGGGUCAUAACCUUAAGGUUUUCCAACGAUUAGUAUACUCACUCAAGGAAAUUGCAAUUCAAAACUUAAGUUUAUGAGAGGAAAGAGUUUCUGCUUCGCUUCGACCGCAGCUUUUCACAUGACUUGAGUAAAAUUCCAGGUCAUUUGUUGUACUAUCAUGUUGUCCCGCGGAUGGCAUAUGCUUCUGUAAUCUUAUAAGUAUAGGUAAAUGUAUUGAGUUAUGUAAUCUCCUCGCGGUUCUGUGUAAAUGUUUUUGAAUUGUAAAUUAUAUAGUAGCGGCUUUUUACCCAUGAUUUGUUGGUAGCCAGAUCUCCCUUCAUUCUGCAAGGCUUCACUUUCCAGUGUAAUUUUUGGCCCUUGCGGUCCUGAUUUCAUAUAGCUUCAAUUCAAUUUCCAAACAA